CUUAGUGAAUUCACCUCUUGGCAUUUUGCAAUGUCCAAUGGCAAUGCAAACGUAAACAAGUGCCCGCAUAAGUGAGACAACAAGUGUAUACAACCGCUUGUUACACAUACAAACUCCCACACGCACUCAUUUGUAUGUUCAAGUACUUAAUCAUGAUUAUACCGACAUUUUCACUUUUUAUAGCGAAAUAAAAUAUAGCUAAAUUCUAAUUAUCAAACUGUAUGCUGUACUUUUGCGUACUAUUUUGGCAAUUGCCACAAAUAAAAUUUUUUGCGGAUGAUUAUUUACCGCUAUUACACUGCUUGUAUGCUUACAUAUGCAACACUGGCACGCACACUCUGAAGAACUGUUUGUUGGAUUUAAAAUUCAAUUAAGUGCAUACAAUUUUAAAAUGGAUUUUCCGAAAAUCGAAAUUGCCGAAAAUGACGACGAUUUAGUGGAAAAUCCACUACUGGUGGCUUUUUUAGAGCAGUUUAUUGUUCAGCUGAUGAAUGAAGUGUCCGAGGUUGAAGCAUCUUGCGAAAAAUUGAAAGCUUCAAAUAAAGAUUUGCAAAAAAGAAAAGACAGAUGCCUUAGAGAAAUAUUUACAUUGACAACUGGUAAUGUGGACGGUGAGAUUUUAUCACAGCACUUUAGACAACGAAUGCAAGGUGAACUUGAGAGGUUUAAAAUGACUGGGCAACGAGACGAUGAAGUGUUGCGAAAUUUCCAAAGGGAUUAUGUAGAUUGGCGUGACACAUUGAAACAGAAAAUGGAAAUUAUGCUCGGAACCGAUAAGCUGACUGAUAUGUCUGAAAUUGAGCUGGAGGCGAAAUUACAAACGCUGAAAACUGCUCUUGAAAGUUUGAAGAAUGAACUCAGUGCUUUUGAAGAGGCCACCAAAAAUAAAAAUUCACUCUUAGAAGGAAAGAUAAAAGCGUUGAAGGUUGAAGUGAAAAUGUUAAAUUCAUUAAAAUUGGAACAGAACACUACACAUCAACGGCUCAAAGAUGCAUUAAAGGAAAAACGGCUCAAACAUCAGGAGGAUACCAAUAAAUUGUUAAAAGAAAUUGCUGAUUUGCAAAAGAAACUGGACCUACACGAAUAAGAAAGCUACAACUUAUAUAGACUUACAUAAUCACAUUUAAUUUUAAAAAUACAAAUUACUGGAUUUAAAACACACGAAGAUUCAUAUAUUAAAGGGGGUUAUCAUAAA
Molecule: messenger RNA, 1195 nt
Organism: Anastrepha ludens (Mexican fruit fly)
Lineage: Eukaryota; Metazoa; Arthropoda; Insecta; Diptera; Tephritidae
Exons: 5
Coding region: 317-1087 (256 amino acids)
Source: RefSeq, a predicted model, not a curated record